Messenger RNA from Ochlerotatus camptorhynchus, 474 nucleotides. RefSeq lists its product as uncharacterized. Gene Ontology annotation, cellular component: extracellular region. Gene Ontology annotation, molecular function: hormone activity. The record is from RefSeq and is a predicted model, not a curated record. The transcript has 2 exons. Bases 1 to 474 code for a protein of 157 amino acids. NCBI's taxonomy places the organism in Eukaryota, Metazoa, Arthropoda, Insecta, Diptera, Culicidae.
AUGGUUUAUUAUUCAUCGAAAACUCUCGUCUGUAGGUUGUUUUUGGCAGUGGCUGCCAUUUUUGUGUUCACUAGUAGUAUCCACCCAAUCGAAGGAAAGAUAUGUGGCCCAAAACUAGCCCAAACGCUAUCUUUAGUUUGCGAGCUAUAUCCCACUCCAUCUCCGGUGAACAAACGGGCCAAAGAUUCCCACAUGAAUGGAUACAGUGCACUUGAUGUCAAAGAUUGGUCUAAUGCGGUGGAACAACUGGAAGACUUGUCCUACGCGAGGAAAUACAUAAACAUACCAAACUGGAUAAAAGCCUUAUAUUCGAAGGAUGCUACCAACAAUGUGAUGAUUGAAGACGAAAUCAACGAGUUCAUUCCGGACGGUUUUCGACAGGGAAAACGUGGUAUCGUAGAAGAAUGUUGCCAUAAUCAUUGUACCCUAGAGCAUCUGAUUAAAUACUACUGCGCUAAACCCUCCACCAACUGA